Ailuropoda melanoleuca (giant panda) is the source of this 2037-nucleotide messenger RNA. It is a transcript of the gene QTRT1, whose product is annotated as queuine tRNA-ribosyltransferase catalytic subunit 1. NCBI's taxonomy places the organism in Eukaryota, Metazoa, Chordata, Mammalia, Carnivora, Ursidae. The transcript is spliced from 10 exons. Gene Ontology annotation, cellular component: cytosol. Gene Ontology annotation, molecular function: tRNA-guanosine(34) queuine transglycosylase activity. Bases 46 to 1257 code for a protein of 403 amino acids. The record is from RefSeq and is a predicted model, not a curated record.
CGCCGCCCAAGGUUUUGCAGUGUCCACGUGGUUCCGUUAGCUAAGAUGGCGGCAGCAGUCAGCCCGACGUCUCUUGAGUCGGCCCCGCGGAUCAUGCGGCUGGUGGCCGAGUGCAGCCGAUCCAGGGCCCGGGCAGGGGAGCUGCGGCUGCCGCACGGGCCGGUAGCCACUCCCGUGUUCAUGCCCGUGGGCACGCAGGCCACUAUGAAGGGCAUCACGGCCGAGCAGCUGGACGCCCUGGGCUGCCGCAUCUGCCUGGGAAACACCUACCAUCUGGGUCUGAGGCCGGGCCCCGAGCUGAUCCAGAAAGCCCACGGUCUCCACGGCUUCAUGAACUGGCCCCACAAUCUGCUGACGGACAGCGGCGGCUUCCAGAUGGUGUCUCUCGUGUCCCUGUCCGAGGUGACGGAGGAGGGCGUCCGCUUCCGCUCCCCCUACGAUGGCGACGAGACCCUUCUGAGCCCAGAGAAGUCCGUGGAGAUCCAGAACGCUUUAGGCUCAGACAUCAUCAUGCAACUGGAUGACGUGGUCAGCAGCACUGUGACGGGGCCACGCGUGGAGGAGGCCAUGUACAGGUCAAUCCGAUGGCUGGACCGGUGCAUUGCGGCCCAUCGGCGGCCAGACAAGCAGAACCUCUUUGCCAUCAUCCAGGGGGGGCUAGACGCGGAUCUCCGGGCCACCUGCCUCGAAGAGAUGACCAAGAGGGAUGUGCCGGGCUUCGCCAUUGGGGGUCUGAGCGGGGGCGAGAGCAAGGGCCAGUUCUGGAGAAUGGUGGCUCUGAGCACCUCAAGGCUGCCUAAGGACAAGCCACGCUACCUGAUGGGGGUCGGCUAUGCCACUGAUCUGGUGGUCUGCGUGGCUCUUGGAUGUGACAUGUUCGACUGCGUCUUCCCCACGCGGACAGCGCGCUUUGGCUCCGCUUUGGUGCCCACCGGGAACCUGCAGCUGAAGAAGCAGCAGUAUGAGAAGGACUUCCUGCCCAUAGACUCUGACUGUGCCUGUCCCACCUGCCAGAAGCACAGCCGGGCCUUCCUGCAUGCAUUGCUCCACAGUGACAACACAGCCGCCCUGCACCACCUCACUGUCCACAAUAUCGCCUACCAGCUGCAGCUGAUGAGCGCCAUGCGUGCCAGCAUUGUGGAGAAGCGCUUCCCUGACUUCGUACGGGACUUCAUGGGCACCAUGUAUGGGGACCCCACCCUGUGUCCCACCUGGGCCACUGAAGCCCUGGCCUCGGUGGGGAUCACGCUGAGUUGACCUGGCUUGGAGGAGGAGGGAAUGGGAGGUAUCAAAGGAUUUUUUUAAAUUAUUAUGCUAAUUUAGAGUGUAUCUGUGCCUUCUUGGGAAGGUGGCCUGUCUUGGUCUGCUUCUUCCUCUGAGUGUCACUGUGGCCAAUGUGUCGUCACCGUGUUGUGUCUCCCCCCCGCCCCCCACCCUCUGUUGAUAAUAAUAAGUAACUAUAGCAGCAGCUGAUCCCUGGAAACCACCUGGUGCGGUCCAGCAUGGAAGAUGUACCCCAGCAUGGGAGCUGCAUCCUGUUUCCUGUGGCUCAGGCCCCCCAGCCACCCUGAGGGUGGGCACUUGUUUCCCCACUUUUCACAGGUGAGGAAACAGGUGUAGAGGGAAAGUAGCUUGCCCAGGGUCACCACUGAGAAGUAGCCCCCGCCGGCUCCAGAGCUCAUGCUCUGAGCCUUGACUCCUUAAUUUUCCUGUCAGUAAACAGUGAUGGUGACAGUAGGUGUGAUCUAGCAGGUGCUUAAACUGUGCCUGGUACUGUUCUAAGUGGUUGUGGUGUGUAUUUAGUUCUUACAACUUUAUGAUGCAUGUGUAGCUGCAUUCCCUGUUUCACAGAUGAGGACACAGGUUCAGAGGAAUGAAGUGACCAAAUAAAUAGUCGCAUGAUCUAACCUAGAUGGGGCCAAUUACGGGCUAGUGUUCUUAGAAGAUAAGGGUUUUUAUAUUGAAAAAGUAAUCCAUGUGUACAAUGUGUAGGAUCCACUAUUCUAAUCGCAUAAAAAUGCAACUAUUUGAUCAGUU